AUGUCCUGGAAUCCUGCUCAUAUCCAAUGGGAAUUAGGCCAAGUAUUGGGCGAUCCUUUGCACCGUGAGCGGUGCAUAUGGGUAGGAUAUGACGGGAAUCACUGUCAAAACACCGUGCCGCUUGACUCCCGGAUAAAUGGAGUAUUGUGUUUUCAGCUGUCCCUGAACCCCCCUUUCGCGUAUCCAUCAGCGCAGGGAUUUUCAUCGGCUGCAAAGCAGUUAUUUUGCUUUGAGUGCAGGCGCCAUCGCUGUCGGCCAAAAGUGUGGGCCAGCCGAUUUUUAAAUUUGUUGGAUGUGCGCCCAGACCAAGCCAAAGAUGUCACGAUUUACUCGGAAUCUCAUGAUUCGGCUUUAUUGGUACAUCAAUGGCCAACCAGCAUGCCCUACAAUGUCGCCACUGCCGUGUUCCCCAAUGAGGCCGUCUCAGAAACCGAAAGGGACCGCCUGGCAAAGAAGCAAAACUAG
Molecule: messenger RNA, 465 nt
Organism: Penicillium samsonianum
Lineage: Eukaryota; Fungi; Ascomycota; Eurotiomycetes; Eurotiales; Aspergillaceae
Exons: 1
Coding region: 1-465 (154 amino acids)
Source: RefSeq, a predicted model, not a curated record